UCUCAAGAAAUGGACGGAGUCCGUGAAUAAUUUUGAUGAAAACCGUAGUUGGGUGGAAUAAAUUUGAUAGAGAAGAAUGAUCGCGAAACUAAGCCCCAAAGAGAGGAGAUAAAGCAAAAAGCAAGUGGGACUGCCACGCUAAUUGAUAUCUCUCUCUGCGUUGGUGUGUUGGUGUUUAGGAUUUGCAUCAACGAAGAAAGAUGGGAGAUGUAGCAGAUAAAUUGGCGUAUUUCCAAGCGAUAACCGGUUUAGAAGAUCCAGACCUCUGCACCGAAAUCCUCGCUGCACACAAUUGGGACCUCGAACUCGCUAUAUCUACCUUCACCUCUUCUUCAAACCCUUCCUCCACCGACACUCCCCUGCAACCCCACCCUAACGACCAUGUUCCCUCCGCAUCCAAUCCCCAACCCCAACCCCAACACCAACAUCCUCCACCGCCUCCCGGUUUGGCUUGGAAACUCAUCACCCUACCCGUUUCCGUCAUUUCCGGCAGCCUAGGGUUAGUUUCCGGCGCGAUCGGCUUGGGCCUUUGGGCCGCGGGAGGCGUCCUCUCCUACUCUCUCGGCCUCGUGGGCCUGGGCUCGCCCUCGGGCUCUGGCUCGGGCUCCUCCUCGGCCCCGUUGGUUUCCGUGACGGCGGCCGCUUCCGAGGCGAUGGAUUUCGUGGCCGCGUUCGAGAGGGACUAUGGCUCCUUUGGGCCCAAUUUCGUCGGUGAGGGCUUCAUGGACGCGCUUCAGCGGUCCAGGAACUCGUUCAAGCUUCUCUUCGUUUACUUGCAUUCCCCCGAUCACCCCGAUACGCCGUCCUUUUGCCAGAGGACGCUCUGCUCUGAGACCAUUGCGGCGUUUGUGAACGAGAAUUUCGUGUGCUGGGGUGGCAGCAUUCGCGCCAGCGAAGGGUUUAAGAUGAGUAACAGCUUGAAGGCUUCUCGCUUCCCCUUCUGCGCCCUCGUCAUGGCCGCCACUAAUCAGAGGAUCGCGCUCCUUCAACAGGUCGAAGGUCCAAAAUCCAGUGAGGAGCUGCUAGUGACCCUGCAGAGAGUGCUUGAGGAAAGUUCCCCUGUUCUUGUUGCGGCUAGGCUUGAUGCAGAAGAAAGAAGAAAUAAUAUGCGCUUAAGGGAGGAGCAAGAUGCUGCAUACAGGGCUGCACUUGAAGCUGAUCAAGCUAGGGAACGACAGAGAAGAGAAGAAGAAGAACGUCUUGCAAGGGAAGCUGCUGAAGCUGAGAGAAAGCGCAAGGAAGAGGAGGAGGCUCGGGAAAGAGCAGCACAAGAAGCUGCCGAGAAACAAGCUGCAUUAGCUAACAUACGUCAAGAGAAAGCUCUGUCUCUUGGUGAAGAACCUGCAAAAGGACCUAAUGUUACACAGGUUUUGGUACGGUUUCCAAAUGGUGAACGCAAGGAAAGGAGGUUCAACAGCAUAGUGACAAUUCAAUCUUUAUAUGACUAUGUUGACUCACUUGGAUGUUUAGAAGCCGAGAGUUACAGUCUGGUCUCCAAUUUUCCUAGGACUGUUUAUGGACAAGAGAAGUUGACAUUGUCAUUGAAGGAAGCUGGAUUGCAUCCUCAGGCCAGCCUGUUUGUGGAGCUCAGUUCAUGAGAGUAAAACUUUGCUUAAUAUUCUUAUGAAUACAACAUGAGGCCUGAAAAUAGGGAUUUCUGCGAUGUUUCAUUCUUCUGUUUAAAAGAAUUGACUUGCUGAACAAUUAUAAACGUUAGAUAAAUAGGUUGUCAUGGUUUAUGUAGUUUUGGUUUCUCUUAUUUUCAAUUCAAUCAGUCAAGCAGAUAGCGUUACAUGGAGACGAGAUGAUCUAGAAUAAUAUAUAUAAUAUACAUAUUUGGAAUUUGGCCGUUCCCUUGAUUUG
Molecule: messenger RNA, 1863 nt
Organism: Glycine soja
Lineage: Eukaryota; Viridiplantae; Streptophyta; Magnoliopsida; Fabales; Fabaceae
Product: plant UBX domain-containing protein 10-like
Exons: 4
Coding region: 201-1598 (465 amino acids)
Cellular component (GO): endoplasmic reticulum
Molecular function (GO): ubiquitin binding
Source: RefSeq, a predicted model, not a curated record